Paramecium octaurelia is the source of this 1648-nucleotide messenger RNA. Lineage: Eukaryota; Ciliophora; Oligohymenophorea; Peniculida; Parameciidae. The record is from the annotation of a GenBank genome assembly.
AAUGUAAAAUAACAAUAGAAUGAUCUGGAGGAAAAUAGAUCCAUAAGGAAAAUAGCCUGGCGACAGGGCAGCACAUUCUUGUGAUUUAAUUAUGGGAAAACUAUUUAUAUUUGGGGGAUGGAAUGGGAUGAAUGCCCUUGCAGAUAUUCACAUUUACGAUCUGAAUCAAAAUUAAUGGUCAGAGUUAUAGACAAAUGGAGAGCUUCCUUCUUAUAGGAACAAUCACACAACGGCAGUUUAUUAAACAAAGUUGUAUGUUCAUGGAGGACAUAAUGGAAAUACUUGGCUAGAUGAUCUUUAUUAUUUAGAGACAAAUGGAUAACACGGAUAAGCUAGUUGGUACAAGGUACAUCCACAAGGCUAGAUACCUACAGCUAGAGCUUGUCAUUCUUUGAAUAUAGUUACAAAAAAACUUUACCUAUUUGGAGGUUAUGAUGGUUAAGAAUGCUUCAAUGAGAUAGAAAUAUACGAUAUUUAAGAAAAUAGAUGGAUAUAACCAAGUGUGAGUGGAACAAUACCUACUGCCAGAAAUGCGCAUACAAUGACCAGGUAACUAAAUAAUUAUAGUAGAUAUAAGGAAAAUUUAUAUUUGUUUGGUGGUCAUUCUGGGGCACAACAUUUGUAGGAUCUUCAUGUUUUUAAUACUUAUAAAUUGGAAUGGACUUAAGUUGUUACAAAAGGAACUUUGCCUAAAGGAUUAAGGGGUCAUACAGCUAAUUUAAUUUAAAAUAAUAUCUAUGUAUUCGGUGGGUAUGAUGGUUCAGGUAGAUCAAAUGAUCUUUUUAUAUUUAAUUUUUUAACAUAUUAGUGGGUGAUUCCUAAUCAUCAUGGAACUGGAACUUAUUUAUAAAUGGAGGAAGUAGCAUUGUCAUAGAUACCCUAACCUAGACAAAGACAUUCAGCAACUGCCACAGGUAUUUGUUGUUACUGAAAUGUUAGAAAAUGAUCUGAUAUAUAUUUUUGGGGGAUUUGAUGGCAACAAAUGGUUGAAUGAUCUCUACGUUUUAGAUGUGGGAUUGCUUGAAAAUAGAACUAUAUAAGAAGAAAAUUAUUAAAGAGUCAUUUCAAACAUUCAUAAAAAUUUAUUUAAUAACCAAGAGCUUAGUGACAUAGCAUUCGAAAUUGGUAAUUAGAGGAUUUAUGCUCAUAAAAGUAAUCACAAUUUAUAUUUGAAUUUAAGUUUAUUUGGCGGCUCAAUCUCCUCAGUUCAAAGCUCUUUUUUUCUCUGAUACGAAAGAAAGCGAUUAACGUAUAUUUAUAGUAGAAAAUUACACUUAUAAAUCCUUCUAUAUUUUUCUACUUUUUGUUUACACUGGAUUUAUUAAUGUGGCUGAAUUGGAUAUAGAAUUAAUGGGCGAGAUUUUAAGUAAGUAUUAUUUCUAUCAUAGGUUUGGCUGAUCAAUAUUUGAUCGACGGACUUAAAAAUCUUAUGCAAAAAAGUAUUAAAAAGUACUUAAACAAUGAAACAGUCUGUGAUCUAUUAAUCUUUGCAUAAAAAUGCUCAGCUCAUUCACUCAAAAAUGCUUGCAUGAAUCAUUUACUCAAGAAUAUAUCAAUUAUAUCUGAAACUCCAAAAUAUGAAAAACUAGAAUUGCAACCAUCCUUACUUACUGAAAUAACAAGAGCAUUACUAUAACAUAAAGAAUGA